This is a messenger RNA of Salvia miltiorrhiza (redroot sage), 1074 nucleotides long. RefSeq names its product protein PALE CRESS, chloroplastic. The record is from RefSeq and is a predicted model, not a curated record. Gene Ontology annotation, cellular component: etioplast; proplastid; chloroplast. Lineage: Eukaryota; Viridiplantae; Streptophyta; Magnoliopsida; Lamiales; Lamiaceae. Gene Ontology annotation, biological process: leaf morphogenesis; chloroplast organization; chloroplast mRNA processing. Bases 55 to 975 code for a protein of 306 amino acids. The transcript has 7 exons.
GGGAGAGAGGAUUUAAGGAGUUGAUAGGGAUAAAAACACGAAAGAGGGGAAGAAAUGGAGGCAAAAACAUUACAGCUGCUAUCAAGUUUCAGUAAUUCGUGGGCAUCGCCCGUUUCGAGAUUUCCGACCGCUUUCCCAACACACUCUUGUUUGAAGCUUAUACAGAGAUGCAAGAAGAUAGAAGAGCAGGACUACUUAGCUGGCCUUCCAAAAGAAUACUACGAUGAUGAAUGGCAAGCGAGGCAGCGGGAAAAGACCAAGGAGUUUCAGAAGAGGCGGGCAGAGGAGGAUGAGGAAGAAGAGAGAAAGGUUGAUGAAUACCGCGAAAUCGGCUUGCGCCUCAAGAAUUAUCGCGACGAAGACCUUCGAAAAGCCAAGAAAUUGGUUUCCAGCUUCAUAAGAUCUGCUGAAGAGGUCGAAGAGAGAAUUGUGGAAGCUGCUGAGAAAGGUGAACUCACUGAACUGGUUCUUUUGGUCAUAUGGAAUCGCCUUGAUCUUGCUCGACGUGAUGAAGAAAAAGAUGCGAUUAGAAGUCUUGAUCUGUUGUACAGGAGGGUAGAGUGUGAGAUGUUGGCGCGGGAGGCGAGUCCAGCGAUGAGAUUGCUGAACGAGAUGUUGAAUAUGCACGACGGAUUUGAUGAGGAUGGGUGGCUCAAGGCAUGCAAGAAGCUCAUGAUGGAAACAUUUCCUAGAGAGGAUCCUUUCAGCAUCCUCGUACCUGCUGGAUUCGACAUUCAUAAGCAUCACGGCCCAAUGAGGCCCGGCAUUGAGGCCGAUGAUGUUCUCCUGAGGGUCGAUUUCGUGAGAGAAGUGGAUGCGUUUCUGCAGGAGGUGCGAUCGCAGCAAGAAGAAGCCAUGAAUACGCGAGCUCUGGAUCCGGAAUCAGUUGGAAGCAGGUUGAAAUGGCAGGAGAAACAACGAGCUGUUAAUCAAGUCUUAGCUCUUUUGGAGCUCGCCGUUAAUUUGACAUGCUAGUCAUGGAUUUGGAUGUUAUAUUAUAUAUCCAAGAAAGGAAUUCAUUGCUUGUUAACGUUUAUCAAAAAACACAACAGAAAAAAUAUUGAUUUUGUUUUA